AUGAGCUCACAAGACUACAAGUUCGAGGGCUGGCUUGCCGAAGAUGCCUCGGCUGCCAAUGGUACCAUGAAAUGGAAAGAGUUUGAGCCCAAGGAGUGGGAAGAGACCGAUGUCGAUAUCAAAGUCACUCACUGUGGUAUUUGCGGUUCCGAUUUGCACACCUUGCGCAGUGGAUGGGGACCUACAGACUACCCAUGCUGCGUCGGCCAUGAAAUCGUCGGUAUCGCCGUACGCGUCGGCUCAAAAGUGCAAAACGGCAUUAAAGUCGGUGAUCGCGUCGGUGUCGGUGCUCAAGGAGAAUCAUGUCUCGGUCGCAAGGGCCACUGCGAGGAAUGCGCCUCCGGGAACGAGAGAUAUUGCGGCAAACACUUUGCCGGUACUUAUAACGGCACUUUUUUGAAUGGGGGCAAAUCGUACGGAGGUUAUGCUCUUUACAACCGCAGCCCUGCCCACUUCGCUGUCAAGAUUCCUGAUGGUCUCUCGUCUGCGGCUGCGGCUCCUAUGCUUUGUGGUGGUGCUACUACAUAUACCCCGCUGAAGGAGUAUGGUUGUGGUCCGGGUAAAUCUAUUGGUGUUAUUGGUGUCGGUGGCUUGGGUCAUUUUGCUAUUCUUUUCGCAAAAGCUCUGGGCGCUGAUAAGGUUGUUGCUGUUUCCCGUAAAGCGAAUAAGAGGGAAGAUGCACUGAAACUCGGUGCCGAUGUUUAUGUUGCAACAGACGAUGAUGAGAAUUGGGCCCAGGAACACGACCGCUCUCUGGACCUUAUUGUCUCUACCGUCUCAUCAUCAAAGAUGCCUCUUGCACAAUACGUUUCCCUCUUGAAGGUUGGCGGUACAUUCGUUCAAUUAGGUAAUCCCGAAGACGGCGCCUUGACUAUCCCUGCCCAUAUCUUGAUUAUGAGAGGCGUGAAGUUGGGCGGCUCUCUCAUCGGUUCCCCCCACGAUCUUCGAGAGAUGUUGCAGUUGGCUGCCGACAAACAGUUGAAGCCCUGGGUUGAGGAACGGCCUAUGAAAGAUGCAAACCAGGCUAUCCAGGACAUGACUGACGGAAAGGCGCGGUACCGUUAUGUGUUGGUGAACGACUGGUAG
This is a messenger RNA of Talaromyces amestolkiae, 1086 nucleotides long. RefSeq lists its product as uncharacterized. Gene Ontology annotation, molecular function: alcohol dehydrogenase (NADP+) activity; zinc ion binding. The transcript has 3 exons. Gene Ontology annotation, biological process: alcohol metabolic process. The coding region runs from base 1 to 1086 and encodes 361 amino acids. The record is from RefSeq and is a predicted model, not a curated record. Lineage: Eukaryota; Fungi; Ascomycota; Eurotiomycetes; Eurotiales; Trichocomaceae.